Molecule: messenger RNA, 1452 nt
Organism: Metarhizium album ARSEF 1941
Lineage: Eukaryota; Fungi; Ascomycota; Sordariomycetes; Hypocreales; Clavicipitaceae
Product: mannosyltransferase
Exons: 2
Coding region: 1-1452 (483 amino acids)
Molecular function (GO): GDP-Man:Man(1)GlcNAc(2)-PP-Dol alpha-1,3-mannosyltransferase activity; alpha-1,3-mannosyltransferase activity
Source: RefSeq, a predicted model, not a curated record
AUGGACGCAAGCAAAUCCGAUCCGCCUCCGUCGCACAUCGGCACCGGCACUGACGCCGUCGCCAACACAAUCGUCUUCUUCCACCCGGACCUGGGCAUCGGCGGCGCAGAACGUCUCGUUGUCGACGCAGCCGUGAGCCUGCAAACCCGCGGCCACAAAGUCGUCAUCUUCACCAACCACUGCGAUCCGACACACUGCUUUGACGAAUGCCGCAACGGCACCCUCGACGUCCGCGUCCGAGGCAACUCCAUCGUCCCGCCCUCCAUACUCUCGCGCCUGACCAUUCUCUGCGCCAUCCUCCGCCACGUCCACCUCCUCCUCACCAUCCACCUGACGGGCGAGCUGCUGGCUCUCGCUCCACGCGCUUUCAUCGUCGACCAGCUCUCUGCCGGCCUCCCCCUGCUACGACUCCUCGCCCCCAACGUCCCCGUUCUGUUCUACUGCCACUUCCCUGAUCUGCUGCUCGCCCAGGGCCGCCAAUCCGUCGUGAAGCGGCUCUACCGCACGCCCUUUGACCGGCUCGAAGAAUGGAGCAUGGCCUUUGCCCACGCCGUGGCCGUCAACUCCAAAUUUACCAGCGCCAUCGUGGCAAGAACCUGGCCCGGCUUGCCCGACAAGGUCCCGAUAAAAGUAGUCUACCCCUGUGUCGACACCGAUAACAAGGCCGUAGGGGACGAGCACCAUCUCACCGUGGGCACCCAAGGCAAGCACAUUAUCCUAAGCAUCAAUCGCUUCGAGAGGAAAAAGGACAUUGGGCUGGCAAUCAAGGCGUUUGCCAGGAUCCCCGCCAAGCAACGUCAAGAUGCACGCCUCGUCCUCGCCGGCGGCUACGACCCCCGACUGUCGGAAAACGUCGUCUACCACGCCGAGCUCCAGGCCCUCGCGACGUCCCUGUCUCUCCCUCACCAUACUGUCACGCCGUCCAGGCUCUCGGCUGUCGCGCAGCUGCCCUCCGCGCCGCCUGACACCCAGGUCCUCUUCCUCCUCAGUAUCCCCAACACCCUCAAGUCGGCGCUCCUCCGCGCCGCCCGCCUUCUCGUGUAUACCCCGACAAACGAGCACUUUGGGAUCGUGCCGCUCGAGGCCAUGCUUUCGCGCGUCCCCGUCCUCGCCGCCAACACGGGCGGGCCCGUCGAGACCGUCGCCGACCCGCAAACAGGCUGGCUGCGCGAUCCCGUCGACGUCCCUGCCUGGACCGACGUCAUGGCGCGCUGCCUAGCCCUGCCCGACCAUCAACUUGCUGCCAUGGGCGUCGCCGGCGAGCGCCGCGUGAGGGCCUUGUUUGGAAGGGAUCAAAUGGCCCAGACGCUCGACGAGACCCUGGAUCAGAUUGCGCGUCUCGCCAAGGAGCACCAGCCCAUGUAUUACAAUGACGGCACGAGUCUCCGUUUUCUGGCGGUUUUCGUCGCCCUGUCUGCCGUUUCAGCCGCUUGGUUUGCUUUCGCAUCUUGA